UUUUUUUUUUUCUCUUAUUCAAAAAAAAAAAAAAAAAAAAAAAAGAGCGGUUUUAUUUUUCUCUCCUUCUCUCUUUCACAAGUUUUACAUUCUAAUGGGUAAUGCCAAUUCGUCGAGUUCAGUACAUUCAGUACCCACUACGGGAAAAUGUCAUCAUCACAAGGCAAGAUCGUUACGGUCGGCCACAACAAACACAAGUAAAGGUCUCCGAAGGUUUGGAUCAGCAGCUACACUCGCUAAAAUCUAUCAACAUCAUAGCGUAUCUUCUGUCAAUGUUCCUUCGAAAGCCAUCGCCUGGAGAAAUCAACACGGCGAAAGGAUAUUGGAUAUCGGGAAACCCACCAAAUUCGAGCAUGGCAUUCAUGUCGAAUUUGAUGAUGAUAGUGGCAAAUAUAUGGGCUUACCUGAUGUCUGGCAAGGCAAUUUCCCAAGUGAUGAUAUCCUCGAUACAACCUACAUUCACCCUAUUCUAGUCCCCACCUCUGAAUCAGCUCCUUCUUCUAUAGGUCUUCCAUACAAUAUCCAGCACAAUAUACAUGUCGAAUUAGAUGGCGAUGGUGUGGGUUUUAAAGGCUUACCACAAGAGUGGAAGGACAAGAUCAGUACCUCGCUACAAAAGAGGCGGACCAUGAAAAUUGUCGAAAGCCCUGAUUCUCUCUUUCACUCCGAUCCACCUUCACCACCCAGAACAAAGCGUGAAUCAAGGCAAUUACAUCUAUCCACAAGUCGAAAUUCUUCUUUAAAAGGCAAUGUCUUGAAAGCAGUACAGAUCAUUCAAGAAGGUGAAAAAGAAAACACCUGUUCAAACACAUCCAUUGAGGAUAUUGCAGAUAACCCAUCAACAGAUCCUUAUACCAUUUACAAUUCUUUUAUCUUGAUUGCUGAAGGUGAAUCGGGUCCAUUAUAUGCUGCUAAACAUAUCGGCACCAACAAAGUGGUCGCCAUUAAGAAAAUACAUAAAACAGCAUCGGUCAAAAUCAGUAAAAUUAGAAACGAGUUAAUCACCAUGAAGAUGAGUAGACAUCCUAACGUGGUAGAAUAUAUUACCAGUUAUGUCACCAACGAUGAAAUCUGGGUGGUAAUGGAGUUUAUGGAUAUGGCAUUGUCAGAUAUUUUAUCACUAGAGCCAUAUGAGGAAGGAUCCUGCAUAUCUAUCAGUGAGAGCCUAAUUGCACGUGUUGCCAGAGAUAUCCUGCGUGCUUUAACUCGCAUCCAUCGUCUUAACCGAAUUCACCGUGACAUUCGCAGUGAUAAUAUCUUGUUGAAUUUACGAGGUGAUGUCAAACUGACCGAUUUUAGUCAGUGCGCACAACUCACACAGUCGCAACCAAAAAGAAACUCGAUUGUCGGCACACCUUAUUGGAUGGCACCAGAAUUAAUCAAGGGCAAAGAUUACGAUACCAAGAUUGAUAUUUGGAGUUUAGGUGUUCUUAUUUACGAAAUGGCCCAGAAUAACCCACCUUAUAUUGAGCAUCCACCACUCAAGGCUUUAUAUUUAAUUGCACUUCAUGGUCUACCUCCGUUAAGCAGUGAGGGAUGGUCUGAUCAUUUUAAAGAUUUUUUGGCCCAAUGUACCACCAUGGAUCCUUUAAAACGACCGGACGCGAGUAGUUUAUUAAAACAUCCUUUUAUCACCACUUCAGUAGGAACAGCAGAAGACAUGAUUGCACUUGUAGAGAAAGCAAGAGAAAUUGAAAGCAUGCAGCAGUUAGCUGAUGAUGAAGACGUGAUUGAAAAGGAUCUUGCCAUUUAAAAAAAAAUAUUUUUAUAAUAAAACGUUUAUUUUAUUUUUAU
Molecule: messenger RNA, 1794 nt
Organism: Mucor mucedo
Lineage: Eukaryota; Fungi; Mucoromycota; Mucoromycetes; Mucorales; Mucoraceae
Product: kinase-like domain-containing protein
Exons: 7
Coding region: 95-1753 (552 amino acids)
Biological process (GO): intracellular signal transduction; regulation of MAPK cascade; protein phosphorylation
Cellular component (GO): cytoplasm
Molecular function (GO): protein serine/threonine kinase activity; ATP binding; protein tyrosine kinase activity
Source: RefSeq, a predicted model, not a curated record